Passer montanus (Eurasian tree sparrow) is the source of this 1412-nucleotide messenger RNA. It is a transcript of the gene QTRT1, whose product is annotated as queuine tRNA-ribosyltransferase catalytic subunit 1. NCBI's taxonomy places the organism in Eukaryota, Metazoa, Chordata, Aves, Passeriformes, Passeridae. The transcript has 8 exons. Gene Ontology annotation, molecular function: tRNA-guanosine(34) queuine transglycosylase activity. The record is from RefSeq and is a predicted model, not a curated record. Gene Ontology annotation, cellular component: cytosol. The annotation marks the transcript as partial.
AACUCGGGCGACCUCCGGGGGUCUUUGGGCACCUCCGUUCUCCGCCGCUCCCCAUCCCCACAAGGCCCAACAUGGCCGCCGCGUUGCCGCGGUAACGGUCACUUCCGGCGGCGCCUCUACUUCCUCUUCCGGCCAAGAUGGCGGCGCCCACGGCGGGGCCGCCGCCGGUGCUGCGGAUCGCGGCCGAGUGCGGGCGGAGCCGCGCCCGGGCCGGGGAGCUGCGGCUGCCGCACGGCGCCGUGCCCUGCCCCGUGUUCAUGCCCGUGGGCACCCGCGGCACCGCCAAGGGCCUGACGGCCGCGCAGCUGGCGGCGCUGGGCUGCCGCAUCUGCCUGGGCAACACCUUCCACCUGGGCACGCGGCCGGGCUCGGAGCUGGUCCGGCGCGCCGGGGGCCUGCACGGCUUCAUGGACUGGCCGCACAACCUGCUGACGGACAGCGGGGGGUUCCAGAUGGUGUCGCUGCUGCGGCUGGCGCGGGUCUCGGAGGAGGGGGUUCUCUUCCAGCCCCCCCACGGCGGGGAGGAGAUCCUGCUGAGCCCCGAGAGAUCCAUGGAGAUCCAGAACGCCCUGGGCGCUGACAUCGUGAUGCAGCUGGACGACGUCGUGAGCAGCACCACGACGGGGCCGCGCGUCGAGGAGGCCAUGCACAGCCAUGACCCAGCGGGACGUGAUGGGUUCCGCACUGGGGCUCGAGGAGAUCCAGGGGGCUCAGGAGUGAACUGGGGGUCCCAGGGGUGGUCCCGGGGUGAUCUGGGGGUCCUGGAGGAGGCUCAGGGAUUAAUUUGGGGUAAUGUGGGGGGUCUCCACCCCCUCCCAGCCAUGACCCAGCGGGACGUGCCCGGUUCCACACUGGGACUCGAGGAGAUCCAGGGGGCUCAGGAUGGCUCAGGGGUGAUCUGGGGGUCCCGGGGUGAUCUGGGGGUCCCGGGGGGCAGUUCAGGGGUGAUUUGGGGGCGAUGUGGGGGUCUCCCAGCCAUGACCCAGCGGGACGUGCCCGGCUUUGCCAUCGGGGGCCUGAGCGGCGGCGAGGCCAAGGCGCGGUUCUGGCGCGCGGUGAAGCUCAGCACCGAGCACCUGCCCCGGGACAAGCCCCGCUACCUGAUGGGCGUGGGCUACGCCACCGACCUGGUGGUCUGCGUCGCGCUGGGCUGUGACAUGUUCGACUGCGUGUUCCCCACCCGCACGGCGCGUUUCGGUUCCGCCCUGGUGCCCUGGGGGUCCCUGCAGCUGAAAAAUCAGAAAUUCGCCAAAGAUUUCCGGCCCAUCGACGCCGACUGCGGCUGCCCCACGUGCCAGAGGUAUUCCCGGGCGUACCUGCACGCGCUGCUGCGCUCCAACACGGCGGCGCUGCACCUGCUCACCCUGCACAACAUCGCCUACCAGGUGGGCAGGGGGCUCGGGGGGGCUCUG